This is a messenger RNA of Stegastes partitus (bicolor damselfish), 5280 nucleotides long. RefSeq names its product bromodomain and PHD finger containing, 3b (gene brpf3b). Gene Ontology annotation, biological process: regulation of transcription by RNA polymerase II. NCBI's taxonomy places the organism in Eukaryota, Metazoa, Chordata, Actinopteri, Pomacentridae. The coding region runs from base 359 to 4117 and encodes 1252 amino acids. Gene Ontology annotation, molecular function: protein binding. The record is from RefSeq and is a predicted model, not a curated record. The transcript is spliced from 13 exons.
ACUCUGGACUCCAAACAGCCAACUAGCCGAAGGAGGCUACAGCUUCUCUUUCCCACUAAACUGGGUCGACAAUAAGCCGUUUCUCAGGUUCUUAAUGCAAAUACACACGUCUCGUUUUCAGUAAGCCUCUGGGAUUGACUGCUUGCCUCCCAAACGUCGUGUUGUGAAGAAACGGGGGCGUUAUAAAAUUGACCGGCUGGAGCAGCAAACUGUGGCUGGCUAACGGUAGCUGUUAGCUUCGGGAGUGUAAGGCGCCUGGCAGGCUACCAUUACUGUAAGAGCGGCUUCAGACCGCCGGCUGUCGAGCUACCCUGUCACUCAGUUGCCAUAAUAGGAGGGAACGUGUGAUCUGUGGCCUAUGAGGAAGCCGCGUCGAAAAGGCCAGGUGGCCGGAGGAGGUGGAGGUGAAGGUGAUGUCAAGAAGUCCAACGGGACCGUUGGCGGGCGUGGGGGUGCCCGCCAACGUUCACCGUCCCCUUACAGCCUCAAAGCGUCCCCAAACAGAGACACCCUGACCUAUGCCCAGGCCCAGAAGGUGGUUGAGGUGGAACUGGAUGGGAGGCUUCACCGCAUUUCUAUUCUGGAGCCUUUAGAGGUCAUCACUGAGGAUGAGAUGAUGGCUCAGGACAUUAGUGAGUGUAACAGCAACAAAGAGAACAGCGAGCAGUCAUCACCUCCAACCAGUAGUGCCCAAACAGCCCGGAAACCCGUCACACCCCGGGGUCGCAGGAAAGACUCCAAAUGUUCCUCUGUCAAGUCGCCUCCCCCUUCAAAGAACCACUGUCCCAAUUCUCAUCCACAGUCACCUGAAAAGGUAAACACAUCCCACCAUCACCACAUGACCCUUCCUGACCCCAAGUUUCGUGUGCUGGAAACCUUCACACCAGUUGAGGCGCCUCCUCUUCCGGCGGCGUAUUACCGUUACAUCGAACGCUCAGCUGAGGAGCAGGAAGCUGAGGCAGAGUACGACAUGGACGAGGAAGACACUGCCUGGCUAGAGAUGGUCAAUGCUGGUCGGACAUCAGAGGGCUACUCAACCAUCUCACCAGACACCUUUGAGCUGCUAGUGGACCGGUUAGAGGAGGAGGCGUACCGGGAAGCCCGUAGCCGGGCGCCCUCUCAAAGCACUAUUGACGAUGAUGCCUUCUGCUGCGUGUGCCUGGAUGACGAGUGCCUCAACAGCAACGUCAUCCUCUUCUGUGACUCCUGCAACCUGGCUGUGCACCAGGAGUGUUACGGAGUGCCCUAUAUUCCUGAGGGUCAGUGGCUGUGCCGCUGCUGCCUCCAGUCCCCCCAGAAACCUGUUGACUGUGUUCUAUGUCCAAACCGCGGCGGCGCCUUCAAGCAAACGAGUGAUGGCCGUUGGGCGCAUGUGGUCUGUGCUAUAUGGAUUCCUGAAGUCUGCUUUGCCAACACAGUGUUUCUGGAACCCGUGGAAGGGGUCAAAAACAUUCCCCCAGCACGCUGGAAACUGACGUGUUACCUGUGCAAGCAGAAGGGCCGCGGAGCAUCUAUCCAGUGCCACAAGGCCAACUGCUACACAGCGUUUCAUGUCACAUGUGCUCAGCGUGCCGGCUUGUUUAUGAAAAUAGAUCCUGUGCGAGAAACAAACGUCAAUGGGACUACGUUCUCAGUUAAGAAGACAGCGUUCUGUGAGGCCCAUUCUCCACCAGGACAAGAGUCUGUGUCAGACGAGGAGAAUGAAGGAAGAGUGGUGGGCAGCAGAGGGAGGGCCAGUAGAGGACGAAGUGCCUACACAGAGGGUCCGACAACACCGAAAAAAGGCAGAAAGUCUGACGACGAUGCCAAGACAGAUAAAAAGAAAGGGAGAAAGAAUGCAGAGUCAACAGCACGACACACUGCUUCACCACAAGUGACUGUGCCUCAGAUACCCACAAGCAGGCUGACUGUCAUCUGCAAAGGAAUCCUCUUCCAGAGAAAAAACCAGUUCAUGCAGAGACUGCACAGUUACUGGUUGCUGAAGCGUCAGUCGAGGAGUGGUGUACCGCUGGUCCGGCGUUUACACUCCAACAUCCAGUCCCAAAGGAAUACUGAACAGCCUGAAGUGGAUGAGAAGAUUUCUGCGGCGAGAGAAGCGCUGAGAUAUUGGCAGAAGCUACGACACGAUCUUGAAAAAGCCAGACUGCUGGUGGAGCUCAUCCGCAAGAGGGAGAAACUCAAACGAGAGCAGGUUAAAGUCCACCAGGCAGCUCUGGAGAUGCAGUUGACCCCGAUGUUGGUGCUGCUCCGCUCCACUCUGGACCAGCUGCAGGAGAAGGACACGGCCCAGAUCUUUGCACAGCCAGUCAACAUCACGGAGGUUCCAGACUACCUGGAGUUUAUCAGUGAGCCAAUGGACUUUUCCACCAUGUGUUCGAAGCUGGAAGGCCAUGCCUACCGCUCAGUGGCUGACCUGGAAGCUGACUUCAACCUAAUGGUGUCAAACUGCCUCCUCUACAACGCCAAGGACACAGUCUUCCACCGGGCAGCCCUGCGUCUUCGGGACCUGGGAGGAGCUAUACUGCGUCACGCCCAACGACAAGCCACCAACACUGGGCUGGACCUGGACACUGGCAUGCACCUUCCAGUGUCACCUCAGAAAAGAGACUUUUACAGUUGCACCUGGGAGGACGUCGACAGCGUGCUGGAUCCAGACAACCGGCUUCACAUGACGGUGGAGGAACAGCUGAAGGAGCUGCUGGAGAAGCUGGACUUUGUCACAUCCAUGCGGUGCAGCGGUGCCAGAACUCGACGCAUCCGCCUGCUUCGUCGCGAGAUCAACAACAUCCGCUUCAGGCAGGGCCACCACUCCCGUCACAGCCUUCACAACGGACAUCUUAAAGAAGAGGACGACGACGACGAUGAUGAGGAGGAGGAGGAGGACAAAGAUGCAAAGGCAGAUAACGGCCUUUCGGCUUCUGACAAAGAAGACCUCAAAUCCACGUCGCCACCAACACUGGAGCCUACGAGCCUGGCCCCUCCUCCGCGACAAGGGGACGCACCUCUGGAGCCUCCCACCCUGCGGCCAAUCACAGGGGAGUCCCAGUCCCCCAGCUGGCCCUGCAAGCGCCUUAAGAUGGACGGUGACCUCUUAAACAGUGCCAUAGAGAACAUUAAUUGCACUAAAGCACAGGAGCGGUCAGCGUCCCCAGCCCCCAGUUUGCACAGUGAAGGGCAGGCGGUGACGAACGGCCUGCCGGAGCUCGGUGUCCCCUCGCGGCCCGCCACCGGGGGAGUCGGGCGACGGACCUCCGUGUUGUUUAAAAAGGCGAAAAACGGAGCCAAGCUGUUUAGAGAGAGAGACAACCCUCUGCCGAAUGGAAAGGGACCACAGGACGAGAACACGAGCAGCAACCCGACAGCACCCAACUCCACAGCAACCACCCCUUCCUCCACACCUUUAUCCACUCCAUCCAAGACCUCACAGAAAAGCCCAGGACCCCCCACCCUCAGCGAACUCUCCAACCCAGAUAGUGAGCUGGAGAGGAAACCAAAUUAUACACUGGAAACUGGACUGACCAACGGCUUCAACAAGCACAAAGACGGCGGGUCCGAGUCGGAGUACAGCCCUUGCCCAGUCCUCCACAAAGAAAUCAACUCACCACCCAAGCGAAGCCUCGGUAAACCAGCUCUUUCCAAAGUCCCCUUCCUCGAGAUAGUCAACGGAGACUCAGAUUACACUGGCAUCGGCGGCCAAACAUCUGAGGAUGAGACGGAGCUGGAGUCUCUGGACCUGGUGUGGGCCAAGUGCAGGGGAUACCCCUCCUAUCCUGCUCUGAUCAUUGACCCUGAGAUGCCUGAGGAGGGUCUGCUGCACAACGGCGUGCCCAUCCCUGUCCCGCCCAAAGAUGUGCUCCGUCUGGGGGAGCAGAGGCAGGAGGAGACCCAUGAGAGGCUCUACCUGGUGCUGUUCUUCGACAACAAGCGGACAUGGCAGUGGCUUCCCCGUGACAAGGUGACGCCCUUAGGUGUGGAUGACACGGCUGACAAGCUGCGAAUAAUGGAGGGCCGCAAGUCCAGCAUCCGCAAGUCUGUCCAGGUGGCGUACGACCGCGCCAUGAUCCACCAGAGCAGAGUCAGCCACAGCCACGGCUUCGUGGCCUCCAACUACCUGUAGAGGGAAACUGUGAGCCCUGUGUGCACCCACAGGCAGCCACUAUGCAUUUCUCUUCGGUCUUAAAGCAGCAGGUGGACUGAGUCCUGCUGCCGGUUGAAUUUAAAUUCACACUGUGGUCUGAAGAGGUUCCAAGUCCUGGACCUCAGUUCAUUACCAAACCACUAGUGUGUGACACAUUGAGCAGCAGCGCUCGCUUUUUUGUCGUUGCCGAGGAUGUGGAAGUCCAGAUUGUGAAUGAAGUUACCUUUAGGUCCCUUGUUGCUGCAGUCAGGAAGCGUUAAUCCCCCGUUCAGGGAUGUGUGACGGAGGCUGAAUGUGUUGAAGCUGUGUGUCUGGAUCGGAUGUAAAAGAAUUCCCCUCUAUUUUAUACGAUGCUACUGCCAAGGAAUCAAACUGUCAGACAAGAGAUUUGACAUAUUUAUAUGAACCGCAGAAGACUAAUGAAUGGAUCACUGCCAUCUUUUAUACAAUAGCUUUUUACAUUUUAAUCUUUUACAAAGACACUUGUAUAUUAUAAAGGCACACUUUGUGUACAUAUGUAUGUGUAAUAUCAAACUCAAUUUAAUUUAAUGUUGCUGUUUUAAAAAGCGUAUUUCAAUCAACCCACGAGGGGCAAAGCGAGGCUGUGUAUAUUUGUGGAGACGGUUCCACUUGCUGCAGUGUACUUAGCUUGUCUUAGAUGUAAUUUCAUCGUGCUGUGUGUGCGCGUAUGUGUGUGUGUGUGUGUGUGUGUGUGUGUGUACAUUCUAAGCAUACGACACAUUGAGCCGUUGUUCUUUAUAUUUGAAUUCUCUUUUUGAUACAGAGAGAAAUAAUUUAUUUAUGAAAGACAGAAUUAUAGAAAUAAAGCUAUAUUGGUUAACGUUGAGAAUUAAAUUGUAUUUAAAACUAAGUGGAGUAAGGUUUUAAAAACAUGCAGCCGACAUUUUAACAGUCACACGUUUGGUUUAUGUUUAUUAUUUUACUCGAGUCCAAUUGCCACCAUUUACUGUUGACCCCCCUCCCCCCAGAGAAUUCUAUUUAUUAUCGAGAGCCCAAUUUAUCGAAUGGAAAGAUACACCUUCAUAAGCUUGUACUACCUGCAUAUUUUACCUGCUCACCAAAUAUUUUGUCUGUAACCAGUAUUUUCUCAUUCUGAGAAAUAAAUGCUCUAUUAAAAAGUA